AUGGACAUUGAUUCAACUAAUCCUUCAUUGAAUGGGAGUGAGGAAGUUGAAGAGGCAGAAAACAAUUCAUCAUUAAAUAAGAUUGGUGAAGUUCAAGAACCUGAGAAGGGCAUGUGUUUUAACUCAAAGCAAGGAGUAUAUUCGUUUUAUGCAAAAUAUGCAAAGCACCUCAGGUUUGUUGUAGCUUAUAGAACACAGAAUAUUGGACAAGAUGGGGAAGUAAAUUACUUUGGAGUUGAAUGUACUCGGGCAUGCAAGAGAACAAAACGAUCAGAAGUACACCCUCUCGAACCAACUUUGUCAUCAUUCAUUGAGUGUAAAGCAAAGGCUAGAGCAACUCUACAAAAGGAUGGAAGAUUUAAGUUGACCACAGUUGUCCUUCAACAUACGCAUGACUUGAUUCUUAGUGACUCACGACAUUUUGCAAUGAAUAAGAGAAUUCUUACCCCUACGAAGAGAAGAAUAGAAAUAAACGAUGAACCAUGGAUAAGGGUGGCUAGGAAUUUUCAUUCUAUAGUUAUUGAAGCAGGGGGUUAUGAGGCAUUAUCAUUUGAUGAACAAGAUGCAAGGAAUCAUAUUCAGAGUAUGAGAAGAUUGAGGCUUGGAGUAGGAGAUGCUGAAUCAGUUGCACUUUAUUUUCAUAGGAUGCAACAACAAAAUUCAAACUUUUAUUAUGCAAUUGACCUCGAUGAAGAUGGUCGCAUGCGAAAUUUGUUUUGGGCGGAUGCAAGGAGUAUGGCAACUUAUAAAGCAUUUGGGGAUGUGGUUUCAUUUGACACAACUUAUCUGACAAAUAAAUAUGAUAUGCCAUUUGCUCAAUUUGUAGGAGUUAAUCAUCAUGGGCAGUCAAUUUUGCUUGGUUGUGGGCUAUUAUCUAAUGAGAACACUGAAACAUUUCUGUGGCUAUUCAGAGAAUGGUUAAGUUGCAUGUCUGACGUUCCUCCAAAAGCUAUAAUAAUAGACCAGUGCAGAACAAUGCAAAAUGCCAUUGAAGUUCUCUUUCCAGAAGCUCGACAUCGUUGGUGUUUAUGGCAUAUCAUGAAGAAAAUUCCUGAGAAAUUAAGAGGAUAUGCCCAAUAUGAAUCCAUCAAGCUUGCGUUACAAAAUGCAGUUUAUGAUUGUUUUACAAAACAUGAAUUUGAUGAAGAAUGGCAAGCGAUGAUUGGAAAGUUCAACCUUGAUGAUAAUGACUGGUUAGGGGUAUUAUACAGUGAGCGACACGGGUGGAUUCCUGUGUAUGUGAAGGAUGUUUUUUGGGCUGGCAUGCCGACUACACAACGAAGUGAGAGCAUGAACGCAUUUUUUGAUGGAUAUGUGAACUCAAAGACAACUUUAAAGCAAUUUUUUGAACAAUAUGAUCAUGCCUUGAGAAGUAAGGUUGAGAAAGAGAUGAAAGCAGACUUAAAAUCUCGAAAAAAAUUGUAUGAUUGCUUAACGGUAUAUGAGUUUGAGAAGCAAUUUCGUGUAGCAUACACGAAUGCAAAGUUUAAAGAAGUGCAAGUAGAAUUGAAACGACUAUUGUAUUGUCGUGCGAAUCUUGUCAAAGAGGAGGGAGCAAUGUGUACUUAUCAUGUGAAGGAGGCUGUGCUUGUGGGUGAGAAAAUGAAGACAGUGGAAUUUGUUGUGUACUUUAAUGCAACUGAAUGUGAAUUGCAUUAUAAAUACAUUGUAUCAAGAUGGAAAAAAGAUAUCGAAAGAGGGUACACAAGCAUUCCAACCACAUACACUAAAGCCGGGGCUGUUCUUAAUGCAAAGUUGCAUGACAAAUACCACAAGAUGUUGGACGAAAUCAUAGAAAUUGCUGGUAACAAUGAUGGUAAACACGAAGUGCUUUAUCUUGGGUUGAUAGAAAUCAAAGAUAGAGUGAGAAAAGAUCAAUCGGGUAGUGCGAGUCAUGCACCACCUUCUACUAGUAAUGUACCACAUUCUCAUACUUCGUUGAGAAGUCCGUCUGCUCGUAGUACUACUAAAGCAAGCAUGUCUCACAACAUGCUUAGUCCAAUGGUUGCUCGCCGAAGAGGACGUCCAUGUACCAAACGGAAGGUUAGCAAAGUGGAUGCAAUAGUGAAUCGGUUGAAGAGAAAGAGUAAAAAGCCUCCAAAAGCACAAGGACACACGGUUCGUCAAUGUCAGCCUCGAAAGUUAAAUUUUCCUGGUACCGAUGAUAUGCAAUACAAUACUUGUCAUGACCCGAUGGGUGAAUCUGAUUGUUGGCGCAGAAUGGUGAAUCUGAUUGCUAAUGCAGAUAAACCUAUUGUUAUGGUUCAGAUUAAGUCUAUGAAUGUUGAAUGCUCCUGGUUGAAUGUUGAAUCUAUUGCUGAAUCUGUAUUUGAAUGCAUGAAUGCUCCAGAUUGCUUGAAUGCUGAAUCUAUCUGUGAAUAUGCCUGA
Molecule: messenger RNA, 2388 nt
Organism: Camellia sinensis
Lineage: Eukaryota; Viridiplantae; Streptophyta; Magnoliopsida; Ericales; Theaceae
Source: RefSeq, a predicted model, not a curated record